CCAUUGAAUGAUUGAUACAAUCUGACGUCAUCAUCCAAUCAGCUUUCGUAAUCAAUCACAGCAUUCUGUUUAAAAUUAAAUCUUUGAUCAGAGCAGUUCAGAAAAUUAGUUUCUUCCAAGAGUGAGGACUUCGAAAAUUUCUAUCAAGAAUUCAGAUAUAUUUCAUCAUUACAUUAAUCAAUCGAGAAGCUGAUAUGUGGUCAAAUACUGGCGUUGACGAAUUCAGAAGCGAUGUAGAAGUGCAGGAGACAUAUCAUGAACAGAAUGCAACAGUAGAUGACACGGAAUCGUAUGAAAACAGCGACAGUUGGUCAGCGUAUUAUCAAAACUACCCAUCCAACUUCAAUGGAGCAGAGAACUACGGGUUUGCUGGCUGGGAGAAUAACAUCGACCCUCAAGGCAUUUGGAAUCAGAAUAGCACAUGGACAACAGAAUCAUCACAGAACCCUGAAUCUUCUUGGUCAAUGGAUACUGACGAAGUUGGAAACGCAGAAAUGUACAACGGAUAUGAUGCUGAACCUCAGUACAGUUCCUGGCAAAACGAGCAACAACAGCAACAGCCGGGUGGAGACCAAGCCAUUGAUAUUGUUCCUGAAGAACAGCAACCGAUGGGGGCAAGAUCUUACACUGUGUUGGACUUGGAGCAAUGUGAUGACAUCGCCAGCCUGGAAUCAAUGUAUAAAACAAUCAUGUGCGAAUUGAAUUAUCUGGAGGAAAAAAUUCACUGGGAAGAACAAAAUGGCGAUAACGAAUUGCAACAAGAAUACUGGAAAAUUGAUUCACUUUACGAGAAUCAAGUUGCCGUAAUGGAGAACAGUUUGGCAAGCAACGAGACAACCAUCUUCAAUGCAGCCUACGUCACAGCCGAUAUGAAGGCAAAAACAAAACAGAUCAUCGCUCAAGCCAAAAGCAUUGCAAACCAAACUGACGAUUACGAGGCUGCCAUAUUUGAACAAGAAAGGAAACUUAAAGGACAGGCCAAAAUUUACGGAGAAGAGGGAAAUGAAAUACUUGCAAAAGUAUAUGAAUUGGAUUCGAUCAUUGCUGAUGGAAAGGAGGUCCACGAUGAGGAGAUUGAAGACAUUGAUGAGGCCAUAAAGCAGAUGGAAGACAAAAUUGAAGGUGUCAACAACUGCGUUGAAAGGUUUGUGGAGAAUGCAAGGAAGAGCCUUGACUCAGAGAAAGAGGAUCUGAGGAAGCAAUUUGCAGAAAAGGAAAGAAUUAUUAAUGAAAUGAAGAGAAAGAAUUCAUCGAUGAUUGACACCUUGAAUAAGUCGGAGAAGAAGCUGAAUUGGAAGCAGAAAAUUCUGAGAUUCUUCAGACGCAGGCAGUAAAAUUUGAACGUGUUGGGAAUAAAUGAGAUACAAUUUUCUUUGUAUUUGCCAAAUAUUUUUGCGUUACUUUGUUAAAUUUUUCAAAGCAUCCAUGUUAUUUUUCAUUUGUAUUUUUGAAUCAAAAUGGUAUAGAGAAUCAGAUUAUUUUUAUCACGCUUUCCUUCCAUGGUAUUGUUAAAAUUGUAUAGCAAACGAGUAGCUGUGUUGCUAUUUCUUGUUUUUAGCUGUGACGUAUUUUCCUAACGUUUGAUGAAAUUGUAGGUAUUUUAGAAUUAGACAUAUACCUUUUAAUCCCUCCUUGGU
Molecule: messenger RNA, 1637 nt
Organism: Rhopilema esculentum
Lineage: Eukaryota; Metazoa; Cnidaria; Scyphozoa; Rhizostomeae; Rhizostomatidae
Source: RefSeq, a predicted model, not a curated record